Molecule: messenger RNA, 2637 nt
Organism: Paramormyrops kingsleyae
Lineage: Eukaryota; Metazoa; Chordata; Actinopteri; Osteoglossiformes; Mormyridae
Source: RefSeq, a predicted model, not a curated record
AAAGGAGGGAGAGGAGAGGAGGAAGAACGGAAAAAAGACAGAGGGGAGCUCAUGUCCAGCACAAUCAAAUGUACCCUGAAGCAGAAAUGUGAGUGUGAAUUUGAAGGGAAAGCUAAGGGAGGACAGCCAACACUUCUCAAAGAGAUUUACACAGAACUCUACAUAACUGAAGGUGGGACUGGAGGAGUCAAUGGUGAACAUGAAGUGAGACAGAUUGAAGCAGCAUCCAAGAAAAGGCGAACAGAAGAUACUACAGUCAAGUGCAAUGAUAUAUUUAAACCCUUAUGUGGGCGUGAGACACCUAUCAGAACUGUACUCACUAAAGGGGUGGCAGGUAUCGGGAAAACAGUCUCUGUGCAGAAAUUUAUUCUAGACUGGGCAGAAGGAAAAGCAAACCAGGAUGUUCACUUCAUAUUUGCUCUUCCUUUCCGGGACCUGAAUUUGAUUAAGGAUGACUACGGUCUGAUAGAUCUGCUUCACCACUUUCUCCCAGAACUGAAAUCAUUUAAAUCCACUGAGCUGUAUAGGUACAAAGUCUUGUUCAUCUUUGAUGGUCUGGAUGAGUGUCGCCUUCCUCUAGAUUUUCAGAACAAUGAAAACUGGUUUGAUGUAACAAAGAAAACAUCACUGGAUGUGCUGUUGACUAACCUCAUUAAGGGGAAUCUGCUUCCAUCUGCUCUCCUCUGGAUAACCUCCCGGCCAGCAGCAACCAAUCGCAUACCUCCCGAGUGGAUACACCAGGUGACAGAGAUACGAGGGUUCAGUGAUGCCCAGAAGGAGGAAUAUUUCAGGAAGAGAUUUAGUGAUCAGAGACUGGCUAGCAGGAUUAUCACACAUGUGAAAUCUUCAAGGAGCCUCUUCAUCAUGUGUCACAUACCUGUGUUCUGCUGGAUUUCAGCUACUGUUCUUAAGAGACUUUUUAGUGAGAAUGACAGGGGAGAAAUUCCAAGGACUCUGACUGAAAUGUACACACACUUCCUGAUCUUUCAGAGAAGAUUUAACAGUGAGAAGUAUAUGAAAGAAGAUAAAACCAAAGCAAAUAAAUGCUUUGAAUCCGGCAAGGAAUUGCUUUUAAAACUUGGUAAACUGGCUUUUCAUAACCUCAAGAAAGGCAAUCUCAUAUUUUAUGAGCAAGAUCUGACAGAGAAUGACAUUGAUGUCACUGAAGCUUCAGUUUACUCUGGAGUGUGCACAGAAGUCUUUAAGGAGAUAUAUGGGUUGUACCAGGAGAAGGUGUACUGCUUUGUGCAUCUGAGCAUUCAGGAGUAUCUCGCUGCUUUAUACGUGUUUCUGUCAAACUUAUCAGCUGACCUGCUGAAAACUGCAGUGGAUCAGGCAUUAGAGAGCAAGAAUGGACACUUGGACCUCUACCUCUGCUUCCUCAUGGGCGUCUCAACAGACUCCAGUAAGACUCUGUUAGAAAGGCUACUGGGAGAGAUAAGAACCCACUCACAUAACAUUAAGGAAACAACCCAAUACAUCAAGGAGAAAAUACAGGAGAAUUUAUCUCCAGAAAGGACCAUCAACCUGUUCCACUGUCUGAAUGAGCUGGGUGACAAUUCUCUAGUAGAGGAAGUACAAAGAUACCUGAAUUCAGGAAGACUUUCACCUGAAGACCUCUCACCUGCACAGUACUCAGCUCUGGUCUUUGUGUUACUGAUGUCAGAUGAGGAGCUGGAUGUGUUUGAUCUGAAGAAAUUCUUCAGAUCAGAUGAAGAUCACUGGAGACUGCUGCCUGUGGUCAGGAACUCCAAGACAGCUCUGCUUAACAGCUGUGAUCUCACAGAUGAAAACUGUGAAGUGUUGACUUCAGGUCUAAGAUCAAUCUCUUCCCCCUUGAGAGAGAUGGACCUGAGUGACAAUAACCUGAAGGAUUCAGGAGUGACGCUGCUCUCUGCUGCACUGGGGGAUUUACAAUGUAAACUGGGGAUUCUGAGGCUGGCAGGCUGUAGAGUCACAGAAGAAGGCUGUUCUUCCCUGGCUUCAGCUCUGAGGUCAAACUCCUCACACCUGAGAGAGCUGGAUCUGAGCUACAAUCACCCAGGAGACUCAGGAGUGAAGCUGCUCUCUGCUGUACUGGAGGAUCCCAGCUGUAAACUGGAGAAGCUGCAGGUGGGCCAGUGUGAACUCACAGAGAAAUGCUGUGAGGUGCUGGCUUCAGCUCUAAGAUCAAACUCCUCACCCCUGAGAGAGCUGGACCUGAGUGACAAUGACCUGCAGGACUCAGGAGUGAAGCUGCUCUCUGCUGGAAUGGGGGACUUACACUGUAAACUUCAGAUACUGAGGCUGAACAGCUGUAACCUCACAGAGACAUGCUGUGACACGUUGGCUUUAACUCUCAGAUCAAACUCCUCACCCCUGAGAGAGCUGGACCUGAGUAACAAUGAGCUGCAGGAUUCAGGAGUGAAGCUGCUCUCUGCUGGACUGGGGGAUUCACACUGUAAACUGGAGAUACUGAGGCUGUCAUUCUGUCAAGUCACAGAGGGAGGCUGUACUUUCCUGGCUUCCGCUCUGAAGUCAAACCCCUCACAUCUGAGAGAGCUGGACCUGAGCUACAAUCACCCAGGAGACUCAGGAGUGAAGCUGCUCUCUGCUGUACUAGAGGAUCCCAGCUGUAAACUGGAGAAGCUGAAGUGA